AUGGCGGACCCCGUAAAAAACAUCAUCAUUAAGCUUGGAAGCAAGGUACACCCUCCGGCGGCAGCCCUCAAACACAUUCAGACACUUCUACAGUUGGCUAUGAAGAAGAAGCUCAAGCUUGAUCCUCUGCUUCGCGACGAGAUUCUGGUGACUGUUAUGACCAACUAUCCGGAGUUUUAUGCUGAAUGGUCGGCAGAUGAUGUAACUGAACUUCUUGUGUUGGUCGCCGAAGCCAGUGAUGACGUAUCUCCAGUGUUUAUUCCAAAACCCUUCGAUGGAAAUCGGGCCGGGGCAUUCCUUCAAUUUUUUGCUCAACGUGCCCUACAAUCUGUUGAAGAAGCUCGACGACGAGAGGAGUCCCAAGCUCUGUAUCUUGAAGCUACUCAGAGAGAAGCAACACACAGACAGGAGAUUCUUCGACAACGGGUAAAUGAUUCUGAAACCCCUAUUGAAAUUUCUCCUGAUAGACCUGUUGAUUCUUCUAUUCCAUCGUCUGUGUCUAAAACAAAGUCCUCUGAUGAGCCAAAUCCACUGAGUCUGGUUGUUUAUGCUUCUGAGAACAUUGCUCUGCCUCCGUCUGAAACUGUUUAUGUCUCUAAAGAAUCUUGUUCUGCUGUUGAUCCUCCUGCCUUACCUGCAACUGUUAAAACUGUUGAUUUAUCAAGUCCCCACAAGUCUGAGAAAACAGGUGGAGUUCCUGUUUACACUGCAACAUCUUUGGGAGAAAGCCUGGAACAUGUGCGACAUUUUGCUGGGUUACCAUCUGCUUCGAUCCCUCAACCUUAUCGAGUGAUACACCCUUCAGAAUCCUCCAGUGAAGAUGAUAAGAUUCUGGCUGAGGUGUAUAGAUCCCAAGCACCUUCUUCUGCUGCCCCUACUGUUGAGGGAACUGCUCAUCCCGAUUCCACGAAUUUCAGAAUUCGAGAGAUAUCAAAUAUUGUUGGGAGCUCAUCUUCAAAUGUUUCUGAUUCUAGCCACUCGCCUGUGAAGAAGAGAAAGUCGAGUGACACUGCUAAGCCUGAAGGAGACCCACCUAUCCACCAAGUUUUCAAGACUCUACGUUCCUCUGUUAAGCAACAAGGCACUACUGCUGCUCAAGCUUCUUCUGCACCAGCCCCCACUGUCAGAAAAGGGAAACCUACCACAAGGUCAAGAGGUCGAAGUGUAACUCCGGAGGUUCCACCUAUUGAAGGAAUUGAUACUACUGUUUACAAACCUCAGUUUGUAUCUCCUGCUGCACAAACAAAAUGGGCCACUAUGGUCAGAAGAGAGCUAAUUGUUCAAAGAACUGUGGAUAAGAAUCAACUGAACUCCGUUUGCGACAUCCUACCCUUGCUGAAUGAAGUUGGUCUUUUGAAAACUGUUACAGAUGUUUGCCCUUACUCCAAGCUGCUCACAUAUGAGUUCUAUUGCAAUCUCAGUGAUGAGAUUGACAGUCUCACAGGGCCACGACCGAUGCAAAUCUUCAUCAGAGGGAAGUGGUAUGAUUUUGGGCCAAAUGUGAUAAAUAAAUACUAUGGCUUGCCUACAGUGCAAGAAGAAGCUGUUACUGAAUGGGAUGUGGUGGCCAAAACUCUUACUGCUGGACAUACUACAUCUUGGCCUACAGGAGAUAAGGACUAUUUGCUGAGCUCGCAUCUCACGUCUAGAUAUGUCAUCCUACAUCGCCUGGCUCUGCACAACUGGCUUCCAUCAGCGCAUUUCAACACGGUUGGCAAGCUUCUGGCAGGGUUCUUAUUUAGAAUUGGAACUAAGAUGCAGUGUGAUAUGGGCAAAUGGAUAUUUUAUCAUGUUCUAACUCUGGUUCAUCCCCGGGAACAGAAGGUAAGACUACCGUUUCCAAAUCUGAUUUAUGGCAUCCUUACCUCUCAGGGUUUUAAGCCUAUGCCCAGCGAAGUGAUCAGUCCGACGCUGCUUUACACUGUUGAUAGACGUCAUCUUUCUGGAGAUCAUAUUAAUGAUGUCGUUCCUGUGACUGCCCCAUCCAAUUCGGAACCUGAUGCUGUGAAUGAUGCGUCUCCACAUGCUAAAGAUGAGAGUCUUUCUGAACAAUUGAAGGCGCGAGUUGCUGAUCUUGAGACGGUGCACGGUAUCAUUACCAAACAACUGACUAGUGCGCGCACUGAGCUAGCUACUGUUCUUCUCCGCAUGAGCCUGCCUGCUACUGCUGCUGCUGCUGAGGAUCCCGUGAAGUCUGACUGUGACUCUCCCUCAAAUGUUUAA
Ipomoea nil (Japanese morning glory) is the source of this 2223-nucleotide messenger RNA. RefSeq lists its product as uncharacterized. The transcript has 3 exons. NCBI's taxonomy places the organism in Eukaryota, Viridiplantae, Streptophyta, Magnoliopsida, Solanales, Convolvulaceae. Bases 1 to 2223 code for a protein of 740 amino acids. The record is from RefSeq and is a predicted model, not a curated record.